Leptinotarsa decemlineata (Colorado potato beetle) is the source of this 2146-nucleotide messenger RNA. RefSeq names its product sodium-dependent neutral amino acid transporter B(0)AT3. Gene Ontology annotation, biological process: nitrogen compound transport; sodium ion transmembrane transport; amino acid import across plasma membrane. The record is from RefSeq and is a predicted model, not a curated record. Gene Ontology annotation, molecular function: amino acid:sodium symporter activity; glycine transmembrane transporter activity. Gene Ontology annotation, cellular component: plasma membrane. Lineage: Eukaryota; Metazoa; Arthropoda; Insecta; Coleoptera; Chrysomelidae.
ACCUGUCGUUUCUAUAUUUCGAUAAGGUCCAUUUUCGCAUCAAAAGCACAUGCCCGAUAUUGAUUUCUAGUGUCGCGACUCUACGUGGGUUGAUAUGGGUUAAUCUCGACACGGUCCAGCUUCCAACGUUUCGUCUUCGGUGACCUUCAGUAUUUUUCGCAAUAAUAAAGUAAGGACCUAGUGUAAGAACGUAAUGUCGGGCAAAACUCUUCCUGAGAUGACCAGAAAUGGGCACGAGCUGGCUCCACUGACUAGCAGAAACGGGUCCGAAUCGAGGGGUAAGCCGGGAGUGACUAUUGUUCUUCAGGGGCCCCGGGGGUCGAUCAUUUCCAGAGGCAGCGGUGCGAUGGAGCAAGAUCCUGACAGAGCGGCGUGGUCGGGAAAGCUGCAGUUCUUCUUGUCAAUUAUAGGUUAUUCGGUGGGGUUGGGUAAUAUCUGGAGGUUUCCCUACCUAUGCCAACAAAAUGGAGGAGGUGCCUUCCUGAUACCCUUUGCUGUGAUGCUAGUGCUAGAGGGCAUCCCUCUCUUCCUCAUAGAAUUAGGAAUCGGGCAGAAGAUGCGACUGGGUUCUUUAGGAGUCUGGAACACUAUCCAUCCAUGGUUGGGGGGAAUCGGAAUUUCCUCUUGCAUCGUUACUUUUUUUGUAGCCCUCUAUUACAACGUCAUCAUCACUUGGUGCUUCUACUAUCUCUUCAACAGUUUUCAGUACCCUCUGCCUUGGGAAUCCUGUCCUCUGGAUAAAAACGGAUCUUUGAACAUCGAAUGUGAUAAAUCUUCUGCGACUGCUUAUCACAGGACAGAAAUAGCUAAUAAAGUGUUUAGAACGUUUGGCAGUGCUGAAAUAACACCCACACCCGAUUUACGACCAGAUACAUCAACCGCAGUUGUGUCCAUGGCAGAAAAAAAAAUAAGAAAAAAAGUUGUGUACUUCACGUCAGUCUUUCCAUAUCUCGUGCUGACGAUAUUCUUCAUAAGAGGAAUCACUUUGAAAGGAGCAGCGGCUGGACUAGAACAUAUGCUGACACCCAAGGUUGAGAAACUGCUAAUGCCAAAGGUAUGGCUGGACGCUGCAACUCAAGUGUUCUACUCCUUUGGGCUGGCUUUUGGUUCUCUCAUAGCCUUCGGAUCCUACAACACCCCCAAAAACAACUGCGUUAGAGAUGUCAUUCUAGUAUCGGUUUGCAAUGCCGUAACAGCAAUAUAUGCCAGCGUUGUUAUUUUUGCAAUUCUCGGCUUCAAAGCAGUCAGCAACGUCGACAAAUGUCGUAUAGACAACAUCAAUCUGCUUAUGAAACACGAUUUCCUAGCAAAAAGUUUAUUGCCUUCCCAAAUCUCAGAAGACACCUACCAGCACGCUUUAUUACAUGCCAAUAACACAAUUGACAUCAGGGAGUGCUCCUUGGACAGAGAAUUGGAUGCGGCUGCUGAAGGAACUGGUCUUGCCUUCAUAGUUUUCACCCAAGCUAUAGUGGAGCUGCCAGGCGCUCCAUUCUGGGCGGUCAUUUUCUUCAUGAUGCUGCUGUCGCUUGGAAUUGGGUCACAAAUCGGGAUCUUGGAAGGAAUGUUGUGUACAGUCUUCGAUAUUGAGAUACUGAAAAGGGUUGGCAAGCAAUAUAUCACAGCUGUCGUGUGUAUCAUCUGCUUCUCGAUGGGCCUCAUCUUCACCACUGGCGCUGGCGAAUACUGGCUCAGCAUGUUCGACUCCUUCGCUGGAACUAUCGGCUUGGUGGUUGUCGCUUUCUUGGAGAUGAUUGCCGUUAUCUACGUCUACGGUCACGAGAAGUUCACCAAGGACAUCUACGAGAUGACCGGAGUGAAGCCAGGCCUCUACUGGCAGAUCACUUGGCGGUUCUUAGCCCCAGUCAUCAUGGUCUUGAUUCUGCUUUCUUCAAUUGUCUCCAUGGUGAUCGACCAUCCCAAGUACCAGGCUUGGAAUAAGGAACAGGGAGAUGUUGUGGCAACUCCCUACCCAAGUUGGGUUAUGGGAAUUGCAAUCGCUAUGAUUCUGGCAGGGAUUCUCCCUAUACCGAUAGUUUUCCUGCUGAGGAGAUACCAGAUCCUCAAACUGGAUGUCAACAUACACGAAGGAUCCAUCAGAAGGAUUGACACAACCGUUUCUACUAAAGAAAUGAUAACUGAUGUUGAU